AUGGUGGACCGCUACCUCAUCAGCAGGGACAUCGUGGUCGAGGGCGCGGCGGUGCCCGAGAUGGUGAAGAUGAAACUCGAGCGCAACGCGGCGCUGGCGGAGGAGAAGCAUAAUGCCGCCGCGGUGAAGAAGGACUACGCAGCGCACGCCCGCAAGCUAGUGGCCUUUUGCCGCCAGGCGAAAUCGGCGGGCAAUUUCUUCGUGGAUCCCGAGGCCAAGCUGCUCUUCGUGGUCCGCAUCGUCGGCAUCAUCAAGCUCAGCCCGAAGCUGCUGAGGCUGAAGCAGCUCCACUACGGCGUGUUCCUGAAGCUGGUGCAGCCAUACGUGACCUAUGGCUACCCGAAGCUGAAGACUGUCAUCUCGGGUACUGUGGGAGAUCACGGCGUCCAUAGCAUGGAGAAUGUGGUCCACGAGAUCUACACAGUUGGCCCAGCGUUCAAGCAGUGCUCGAAUUUCCUCUGGUCCCUCAAGCUGUCUCCGCCAAAUCAGCGUGGGGGUUCAUCGGGCAACCGGGAGGACCUCAUCAACGAGCUCACCUCGAGGAUGAACUGA
Prorocentrum cordatum is the source of this 552-nucleotide messenger RNA. The record is from the annotation of a GenBank genome assembly. Lineage: Eukaryota; Dinophyceae; Prorocentrales; Prorocentraceae.